This is a messenger RNA of Marchantia polymorpha subsp. ruderalis, 1223 nucleotides long. Lineage: Eukaryota; Viridiplantae; Streptophyta; Marchantiopsida; Marchantiales; Marchantiaceae. The record is from the annotation of a GenBank genome assembly.
GCAGCGAACGCGCUGAAUGUUGAUGGGCCCAAAUGUGGACUACCUUCAGCCAGUUUCCGGAUCAUGCUCGUCAGGAUUGUGCAAAAGGUUUGCAUAGCUAUUGUCGCCCUGUCCAAGUAAUGAGGGUCUUGACUCCCACAGGCCUUGCAACAUGUUGGAAAAAAAUGAGUACAUGCCUUUGCCGUUAUAAUCAUUCGUUAGCUACGGUAGGAAAGCGCUGAGCUAUUCCUCAGCACUGUCGGGAGUUUCGAAGCAGCAAGUGCACAGAUCUACAUUCUCCAUGCACGACUGGCCAAAGCGGAUGCUGAGUGCUCUUCGUAAGACAAGAGUCCAAUGAUGUUGAGCCGAGAAGAAGCCCACGGAUCAUCAGGCGCACUGCGCGUUGUACCUACUCCAGCUGCUGAUUUGACAUCGAUCGGCCGACACCGUAAUCAACGCCGUUUUCUGGUCAGAUUCCGACGUCGAGAAAAACCGGAGCACCGAAAGUUCUAGACCUCAUAUGUAUUUCAUGUUUUUAGACUGCUCGACUGCAGCAUCCGAUCCAGCUGGCGAGUCAACUUUCUGCGUUCGUCAAACACACUGCAGUCAAAUCGGAACUUGUCUAAGCAAGUCUGAACUAACUUUCAAAUUCCAAAGUUCUCUCUGCAGUAGUCUUCUUGGGAGGGCAGACUAUCGUUUUCUGUAAGAAGACGCCUGAUUUUCUUCAUGACGCAGCCAGGCAUUGACAUUAAAUUAGGGUCAUUAAAUGAAAAGCUAAAGUAGAUUGGUCAAAUGUGCUCAAAAGCAUAUCGAUGGAUAGGCUCCAGACAACAUAUGCUAUUUCGAAAGGGCGUAAUUCUACACAUGCUCAUUAUAAUUGAGCUCAAUCCAUAAGUUAAUAAACUCGCGUUUUUGACAUCUUGCACAGCAAUCCGCAAGGAGCUCUAGACUAUUGUAUCAAACGCGAGCCUCGUUUUAGAUACCUCCAGUAAUCAUUCCUAGAAGAUUCGAAGCUAAUAUCAAAGAUCAAUAUUUUUAUUUGCACAUGUAUCAAAUUUUGGCUAGGACUCUUCACAAUUUGCAUCUGGGCCGUAGUGUGGCCCGGACGCAAGUUGUGACGAGUGGCAUCGCUUCACCGACAAUCUCAAGAACUAUGGUAGAACGAUCUCAGUUGGGAAUCCAUAGUAGGAGUAAUUCCAAAUAAACAGGGGUCAAGAUUCUAUUUUUUCGAAAAAGAAAUUCAC